Sclerotinia trifoliorum is the source of this 3953-nucleotide messenger RNA. The record is from the annotation of a GenBank genome assembly. NCBI's taxonomy places the organism in Eukaryota, Fungi, Ascomycota, Leotiomycetes, Helotiales, Sclerotiniaceae.
CAACCACCAAAUAUCGAACAUGAACUUCCAAUCUCUGGUAGCUGCGGGUGUUGAUGCAAGGGCAAUGUCGUCGUUCAUUCAUGAAAUAGAUGCAAAGUUUGAUUUGUAUGGAGAACCGGGCCUUUACAGACAUAGCAACACUUCCGACAUCUCCACAUAUGGAAGCUGUUUUUUAAGCUCUAAAAUAUGGAUAUUCGGAGUGCACAAUCAAUUAAGCUUCCGCCAAUACCACUCGCUGCUAACUAUUCUGAUUGGUCGAACGAGGGUUUGGGUAGAACGUCUUAGUGAUUUAUGAAAUAAGGACAUAUCCUUCACCAGAGAUCAGAGAAUUUAUCCUUAUAAAAGGGUUAUCCUCCUCUCAACCUCAAGUGUCUCAUCAUCAUCAUCAGCAGCAGCAUCUCAUCAUCUUAUCAUCUUCCUAUAGCUUGCAAUAGACUUCAACACUACUCCUGAUUACUAUCAAAAACUUUGUGAAAUUUACCAAUUCACCACUUAACUCAUUAUACCUUACCACAAAACUAUGGGCUCAGUUCAAAGACAAGCCCCAGUUUACGGAGAGCGAUUAUUGCCCACCUUGGUCGACGAAGGGGCUACAGACAAUCCUGAUCAUAUCAUAUUUUCAUUAGCGAAAACCACAAGAGCGGUAGAUGGUUUUGUUGAUGUGUCAAGUAAGCGGCUCGCCAAUUCGAUUAACAGGGCCGCUUGGUGGAUCGAAAAGUUGCUCGGAAAGGGGAAGAACUUCCCAACAGUAGGAUAUGUUGGUCCUGGUCAGUCUAGAACUUUGAUGCGAUCAUCUUGAGGCUGUGUGCUAACUAUUCUAAAGUGGAUUUGAGGUAUCAAAUCCUGACCUUGGCACUUAUGAAAACUGGCCACAAGAUCCUUCUCAAUUCUCCACGGAACAGUAUCGAGGGACAUCUCAAUGUCAUAAAACAAUCCGAGUGUAACAUUUGGAUACUACCCAGUCAAGGUUCUGGAAAUAUCGGCGAAGUGCUCGAGGUCCACCCUAUGACCGUUCUCGAUUGUCCAGAGCUCAACUUCUUUCUCGAGGAAACCCCGGUUCCACACUAUGCCUAUGACAAAACGUGGGCAGAGGCAUCUACUGAACCUGCUCUCAUCCUACACACAUCUGGAUCAACAGGUCUUCCUAAACCUAUUGUCAUAAGAAACGCUUUAAUUGCGUGCUUGGACGCCAAUCGGUUGGCACCGUGUGUAGACGGAGAGCAACUUCAUGUGCAUGUAUGGCAAGGAACUAGACAAUUUUCAACCUUUCCACCUUUCCACGCCGCCGGCGUUUACAUGAACCUUGUCAGCACAUUGUAUUACGGGCUCAACAUUGUACAGGCAUUACCGUCAGUUCCAAUUACUUCCAAUCUAGUAGACGACAUGAUGGAGCAUGCCGGCGUUGAUGGCUUGAUGGUUGCUCCAUCAACAGUCGAAGAGUUGGCAUUCUCUCCCUCGAGCCUAGAAUGGAUUCAAAAGAAAAACAUCAAGUUUGUUGGCUUUGGUGGCGGGCCACUCGGACAAAACGCUGGAGAUGCCAUUGCCAAGUUCACAACUCUUCUCAAUUUUAUUGGAAGUACAGAAGCUUCCUUACUCGCACUCAUUCAGACAGAAAGAGAGGAUUGGAGAUACUUUAAAUUUCACCCCAACAAUGGCUUUAAAUUUGUCGAGACAAGCGACGGCCUCUAUGAGAUGUUUGUGAUACGGGAUCCAAAAUUUCAAAAGUGGCAAGGGAUGUUCCACACCUUCCCUGAGCUCAACGAGAUUUCCACGAAAGAUUUAUAUGAAAAACACCCCACAAAACCAGAUCUUUGGGCCUACCGGGGUAGAUCAGAUGAUAUCAUUGUGUUUUCCAACGGCGAGAAGCUAAAUCCUAUCACAAUAGAACAUACCAUCAAUGAACACCCCGAUGUACGCUCAGCAAUAGUUGUCGGCCAGGCCCGCUUCCAACCUGCUGUUAUUAUUGAGUUGGCUGAUCCGGUGGAAGUAACCGAAGAGAAGAAACAGGAUUUGAUUACUCGUAUUCAACCUUUUAUCGAUGCCGCAAACAAGGAUUCGCCAUCUCAUGCACAAAUCAAAGAUGGCCUUGUGACCUUUGCCAAACCCGGAAAGCCAUUCCCGCGCGCCGGAAAGGGUACCGUUCAACGUGCGGCAACAGUCAAGCUCUACGAGUCGGAAGUCGAAGAACUCUUCUCCAGCGUAGAAGGUGGUGAUGAUAGUAGCCUCGAAACUGAUUCUUUGGAAUCGUUGACUCUCACGUUGAAGGAUUUAGUCGCCAAGGUAGCUAAUUUGAAGGAUCUCCAUGUCGACGAGGAUGUUUUUGCGAGCGGAUCAUUUGAUUCUUUGCUUGUUUUUACUCUUUUGCGACAAUUGCGAUCAGCCUUGAAGAAGGACAAUGUGGAGUCCGAGAAGUUACAAGCCAGCACGAUUUAUAAUAAUCCGACUGUAAAAUCUCUUGCGUCGGUUCUUUACAAGCUUGCUCACCCAUCAGAGAAUGAAGGCGAUGCUUCAAGAACGGUCUUUGUUGAAAGACAGCAAAUGUUUGAAAAAUACGUCAAGGAUUUGCCAUCUAGAGCCUCAGGAAAUGUCGCUGAGGAUUCGAACGCUAAGAUUUCUGUUAUUUUGACAGGAAGUACCGGUUCUAUGGGUAGUUACAUGCUCGAUGAUUUGGUCGCAUUGCCUCACAUCUAUAGAGUUUACGCUCUCAAUCGUGCUGUCAAUGGCGAGGAAAGACAAAGAGGGGCGAGUGAGAGUCAUGGUCUCAAAACAGAUUUCAGCAAGGUUCGAUUUUUCAAAACAGAUAUGUCGCAACCGCAUUUUGAUCUCGACGAAGAGAAAUACGAUGAGCUGUUGAGCAACGCCACUCAUAUUAUUCAUAAUCAAUGGCAGGUUGACUUCAACUUGAGUCUGGCUUCCUUUGAGCCUCAUAUCAGAGGAGUACGCAACCUCAUCGACUUUGCAGCUCAAAGCAAACAUAACGCUAUUUUAUCUUUCAUUUCUUCCAUUGGUGUCACCCAAGGAAUUAAUUGGGGAAACGCAAUUCCAGAGUCCAUUAUUGAGGAUUGGAAUUCGGCAGCUAUGGGUUAUGGUUCCUCGAAACUCAUUUCCGAACGCCUUGUGGCUGAAGCCCAGAAGGUUAGUGGUGUUCGUACCCAGGUCUUACGUGUUGGUCAAGUAUCAGGUCCUGUUAGGAAGGAGAAGGGUAGAUGGAAUAUCCAGGAGUGGUUCCCUAGUGUAAGUUCUAACCUAGCCACCAAAAAGACACAAUACUAACCUAUUUUCAAAUUAGAUCGUUUCUACAUCCCAAUACAUGAAAUGUGUACCCACAAACUUGGCAGUUAUGAAUCGCAUUGAUUGGGUUCCAGUCGACGUUCUCUCAAACAUCAUCCUUGACCUCGCCGAUCUCACCAAUCCUUCCAAACACUUCACCGAGUACCCUUCUACUCCAUUCUUCCAUCUCGUCAACCCUACCAGCAUCGCAUGGCCAGAUAUCUAUCCCGUCCUCGUCAAGGACAUCGGUUCCGAAUGUGAAAUUGUCGAAUGGUCCGAAUGGGUAGCCCGACUUCGAGCAUCCGCAGAACGUGGAGAAAUCAAGGAGAACCGCGGAAUCAAAUUGUUGGAAUUCUAUGAGGGUAUCACAAAUGGAUUCCCAUUGGCAGUUUUGGAAACGGAGAAGACGGCAGAGAAGAGUGAGACGUUGGGAAAGUUGGGUCCGGUUACUCAGGAUUGGAUGAAGUUGUGGAUGAGGCAGUGGAGUGCUUGAUUAUCUUAUUACUUUGGCAUUGUGGGAAGUUUGAGAUUGAGGAGGUGGGUAUAUAGCGAGCAGAUUAUAGAUUUGUUGUAUUCUUUCAGUUAGGCAUUGCGACGGCGUAUUUAUAGACUAUUUGUGAGGUAUUAGGAUGGAGCAAUUGUGUGGUUUCAGGGUCUAGUUGAAUAGAAUUAUGAUAUGAUAU